Molecule: messenger RNA, 1477 nt
Organism: Sodiomyces alkalinus F11
Lineage: Eukaryota; Fungi; Ascomycota; Sordariomycetes; Glomerellales; Plectosphaerellaceae
Product: pyridoxal kinase
Exons: 5
Coding region: 84-1163 (359 amino acids)
Biological process (GO): pyridoxal 5'-phosphate salvage
Cellular component (GO): cytosol
Molecular function (GO): pyridoxal kinase activity
Source: RefSeq, a predicted model, not a curated record
UAUCAGGGACGACACGGAAAUUCUCUGUCAUACACACAAAGUACCAGGAGCUAGCUGCAACACCAGCACCGUGCAGUUCCAAGAUGUCCUCCGAGUUUCCUGUUCCAGAGACACGGGUAUUGGCCAUAGCAAGCCAUGUGGUCUCCGGAAAUGUCGGAAACAAAAUUGCCGUCUUCACCCUUCAGUCCCUCGGAUGUGAUGUGGCGGCACUAAACACCGUCCAAUUUAGUAAUCACACUGGCUACCAUCAGUGGACGGGAAGCAAGGUAUCGGCCGAGGAAAUCUCGUCGCUCUAUGAUGGUCUGAAGCAGUCGUACCUCGACGACUUCGACAUGAUGCUCUCCGGAUACAUUCCCGGCGCCGAAGCUGUUUCAGCAGUGGGACGGAUUGGCGAGGACCUGCGCGAGAAGUCUUUAGCCGGAUCCUCCUCGCCAGGAGGUUUCUUCUGGGUAUUGGAUCCUGUCAUGGGCGACAACGGCCGGCUUUACGUUGCCGAGGAAGUCGUGCCAGCAUACCAGGCCCUGAUAGAGCAUGCCGAUCUAAUAUUGCCUAACCAAUUUGAGGCAGAGGUUCUGUCGGGUGUCAAAAUCGUCGACAUGGACACCUUGAAGGAAGCAAUCGAGAUGCUUCACCGGCGGUACCGUAUUCCCCACGUCAUCAUCACCUCUGUCAGCCUACCUACUUCCGAUCUGCCCCCUCAGCAUCUCUCCGUCGUGGGUUCCACCAUGACGUCGGAUUUCCGCCCCCGCCUAUUCAAGAUUGUGUUCCCGGCGAUCGACUGCUACUUCAGCGGCACGGGCGACAUGUUCGCCGCGCUCAUGACGGCGCGCAUGCGUCAGGCCAUCUGGGAGGAGCCCUCCGACCUGCGCACGCGGCGGUCGUGGCUUAGCGGCGACGAGGCCGACGUGCUGUCGCUACCCCUUGUCCGGGCGGUCGAGAGGGUGCUGGGCAGCAUGCAUGAGGUCCUCACCAAGACGGCGGAGGCGAUGGCGGUGGCCGUGGAAAAGACCAAGGCAACAACGGCGGCGGCGUUGGUGGACGGUGGGGAGGAGAGCAAGAAGAAGGCGCAUUUGCUGACGAGCAAGAAUGCGGAGCUGCGGCUGGUGAGGAACGUGGCCAGCUUGCGGAAUCCCGAGGUGGUGUUCAAGGCCAAGGCAAUAUAAUGUUGGGUCGUGUUGAGCCGGGGGCUCGAGCAUAGAUAGACAGCGUGCAUGAAGCUGGUUACUUGGGGGGAAAAAAGGAGAGACACUUAUAGAACGGGACUUGGAAGUCAAAGACCAUAUAGAAAAGAGGAGCCUAGUUAUGCAAUAGGUAUUCAUGUCUCAUUCCACCAUCUAGUUGGGACCAGUUUUCCAUAGUCCAGGUCUAUUGAGUUCCACUACAGAUUCGCUGCCCAGGCCUCGGAAAGGCAACUGUUCUUCAUGUCGGGUGUCCAUCGUGAUAUUGUGAUAUUGUGUCAGUUCGGGGUCAUGGCUCA